Molecule: messenger RNA, 313 nt
Organism: Cylicocyclus nassatus
Lineage: Eukaryota; Metazoa; Nematoda; Chromadorea; Rhabditida; Strongylidae
Source: the annotation of a GenBank genome assembly
GAUAAUGAGCAGUCUGCGGCUUCUGACUUUAUGUUUGGUUCUAGCUGUAUCUGAAAUUGCAGUCGUUAACGCACGAUAUGAAGGAAUUCCAUACAUAAGUGAUCCAGUCGAACUACUCAUGCGUGACAGCUAUUCAUCACUAAGGAACCUUCGUGAUCAUGGUCCCUACAAGAGGCCUUACCGACACAUCCAGAAGCGACGAUUCUCAGCAUUUCCAUCGUUUUACAGCGAUACAUGGGGGUUUGAUAGCAACACAUUGGAACGAAGACACAACUCUUUACCGUACACAAACCUUCUCUUUGGAGGACGGUAA